Hibiscus syriacus is the source of this 869-nucleotide messenger RNA. Its product is annotated as NADH dehydrogenase [ubiquinone] 1 alpha subcomplex assembly factor 3-like. The coding region runs from base 40 to 561 and encodes 173 amino acids. Gene Ontology annotation, cellular component: mitochondrial inner membrane. The record is from RefSeq and is a predicted model, not a curated record. NCBI's taxonomy places the organism in Eukaryota, Viridiplantae, Streptophyta, Magnoliopsida, Malvales, Malvaceae. Gene Ontology annotation, biological process: mitochondrial respiratory chain complex I assembly. The transcript has 5 exons.
CGGAAAUUAGAGACCAGAGGAACAUUGUAGAGGAAGGAGAUGGCGGUGAGAGUUAGAGCAGUGGAAACCCUACCAAAACUGAUGAGAAGGCUGAGGAAAGACUCGCCCUCUUCAACGAUGACCCAAAGUCCAGUCUUGCCAUCCCCCAGGCGCGCUUUCUCUCUCUACGAUCAGAUCAAUCUUAUCGAUAAUGUCCCUGAUGAACAGCUUCGUUUCCAACGAUACACGGAAACUGGAUUCACUGUCAACGGCGUCAACUAUGAAGGCAGCUUGCUUUGUGUGGAAAAUUUGGCCACUUAUUGGGGCCCUCGUAAUUUUUCUGAAAUUACUCCUCAAAGCUUAUCCGUCUUUCAAAUCAUACGUCCUAUUCCAGAAAUCUUGAUUCUUGGCUGUGGAAGGAACAUUGAACCUGUAGAUCCUGAACUCAGGCGCUUCAUCAGUUCUACUGGCAUGAAAUUGGAACCCUUAGACUCGAGAAAUGCUGCAUCUACUUACAACAUACUGAAUGAGGAAGGUAGAAUUGUGGCUGCUGCAUUGCUCCCAUAUGGAGUUUCUUCAUAAACUUCGGUACUCCCAAUUUUAAUGUGUCAGGGUUUUGAUUUUGUCAGAUGAUGAACUAUUAGAUGUGUGUGCUUAUCUUGAUACAGCCAUGAGAUAAAUAAGUAGUUACCGCUCCAUGAUUAAUUGACACCAGUUUUUAUUUUGUGCCUAGGAUUUUCUCUGUUGCCCCCUCAAUUUUCGGGGAAUGUAGAGGAUUUGAACUUUGAAUAAAAUUCUAAAACUGUAGCCAUUUCGAAUUUUGUGUAACUGUAGCUAUAAGCUGAGCUGAAAGGAGUUGCAGAAUUGCUGUGUAUGUACUUGAUGGAUCA